This is a messenger RNA of Rodentolepis nana, 483 nucleotides long. The record is from the annotation of a GenBank genome assembly. Lineage: Eukaryota; Metazoa; Platyhelminthes; Cestoda; Cyclophyllidea; Hymenolepididae.
AUGCUAAACAGCAACCCUCUGGAACUUAUUUACAGCAAUGAGGAUCCGGCUACAUAUUUGCACUACAAUGGAUCCAGAACAACUCCUGAUUUACUCUUGGCUUCAAGCGACAUCAGUGAGCAUACACACCGCAAAAUAAUUGACGAUCCUAGUUCUGGUCACAAACCAGUCAUUGCUAGUAUUACCUUCGGCAGCAAAAGCAUGUCAAGGAAAGUGCCAACUAAGCUAUCAUGGAACUUCAAGAAGGCUGACUGGCCUAGAUUCACUAACCUUUUAGAGGAUGAACUUCAUUCAAGUCCCCUCAACUUCAACCAACAUCCUGACAAACUUUGCACUGCUAUCACGAAUAUUAUGAUCAGAUGUGCAAAGAAAACUAUUCCNCAGACAGUCACGGACAUCAAGUGCUUACUUAAUGCAGAUGAUCUUGUUCUAUGUUAUUCCGCACCUAAGAAAAACGCUCAGGAGAGGCAGAAAGCGCCUUAA